This is a messenger RNA of Plasmodium adleri (nom. inval.), 534 nucleotides long. RefSeq names its product conserved Plasmodium protein, unknown function. The record is from RefSeq and is a predicted model, not a curated record. Bases 1 to 534 code for a protein of 177 amino acids. Gene Ontology annotation, cellular component: transcription factor TFIIA complex. Gene Ontology annotation, biological process: transcription initiation at RNA polymerase II promoter. The transcript has 2 exons. Lineage: Eukaryota; Apicomplexa; Aconoidasida; Haemosporida; Plasmodiidae.
AUGGAACAUGGGAACUUUGAUGAGAAGUUUGGUGAUUCCAUAUUAUUGGAGUCUUUAAAAGAGGCUCUUCAAGAAAUGAUUGAAGAGUUUUAUGUGGAAAAGGAGAAAGGAAUACAAAUAUAUAAGGAGGCAUGUAUGAAUGUGAAAAAAGAAAUAUUAGACAAUUCAAAUCAACUGUCAGAUGUUCAUAUGAGUGGACAACUUAAAAGUUAUUACUGUCGGAAUGAUAUGUGGACAUUUUUUUUUAAGAAUUCUCUGUUUAAAAUUAAUAAGAAUAAAAAAAUGAAAAGUUCUUCGAAGGAUUAUAAAAAUUAUCAACCAUUAAAUUUACGAGUAUAUAAAAAUUUUUAUGACAAAAAGGAAGAGUUUCUAAAAAAUUGUGUUGACAAAAAUAAUGUUAAAUUUUUUAAAAACUUCCCUAAGCUUUAUUCGAAUAUAGUUCAUAAGGAAAACAAUGAGAUUGAGAAUGAUGAUGUUUUUUUUUAUUAUGAUGGUUUAAUCAAAAUAUUAUGUAUAGAAGAAUCACUCAUAUAA